AUGUCGCAAAGCCAUGCUCUUUCAGAUGACCAGGUCGCGGGCGAGCUCCGCAAGAUGACCGCGUUCAUCCGGCAGGAGGCCCUUGAGAAAGCUCGCGAGAUUCAGUUGAAGGCCGACGAGGAGUUUGCGAUCGAAAAGUCUAAGCUCGUGCGCCAGGAGACCGCCGCCAUCGAUGUGCUCUACGAGAAGAAAUUCAAGCAGGCCGCCAUGUCCCAGCAGAUCACUCGUUCCACCCUGGCCAACCGGACCCGUCUCCGUGUGCUUGGCGGUCGCCAGGAGCUUCUAGACGAGCUCUUCCAGAAGGCUCGUGACAAGGUCUCCACCGUUGCUGCCAACGACAAGAAGAAAUACCAAGCCACCUUGCAGGGGCUGAUCCUCGAAGGGCUGUACUAUCUGAACGAGGACAAGGUCGAGAUCCGCGCACGGAAGAAGGACGCCGAUGUGGUCAACCAGGCUAUCAAGGAGGCCGAGAAGGAGUUCAAGGAUAACGUGGGCAAGGAGGUGAAUGUGAGCUUGGACGAGUCGGAGCCGCUACCGGACGGAUCUGCUGGUGGCGUGUUCAUUGUGGGCGGCCAGGGCAAGAUCGAGAUCAACAAUACCUUCGAGGAACGUCUGCGCUUGUUGGAGAUUGACGCUCUUCCCGCUGUCCGCGAGACACUGUUCGGGAAAAACGUGAACCGGCGAUUCUAUGACUAG
Molecule: messenger RNA, 696 nt
Organism: Penicillium macrosclerotiorum
Lineage: Eukaryota; Fungi; Ascomycota; Eurotiomycetes; Eurotiales; Aspergillaceae
Product: H(+)-transporting V1 sector ATPase subunit E
Exons: 3
Coding region: 1-696 (231 amino acids)
Biological process (GO): proton transmembrane transport
Cellular component (GO): proton-transporting two-sector ATPase complex, catalytic domain
Molecular function (GO): proton-transporting ATPase activity, rotational mechanism
Source: RefSeq, a predicted model, not a curated record